GUGGAAAGUUAACAUUUCUGCCGGGCAGGAAGGAAGAAAUGAGCGCUGAAGCAGCCAGGGGAAUUCGGGCAGCCUGUUUGGACCCCGAGCUGGAUGAGCUGGGAGAAGUUGCACUGAGGAAAGACUGUUUUCACCCUGAAACUGAAACGCCAGAAGCGGAAUUCAGUUGUUGUUUGGAGGAGAAAAUGUGAGACAGACUGAAGUCAACUUCUGAUGUGAUUUUCACGCUCUGAACCACUUUAGGAUAAUUGCUGGGGUUAGAUGCAGACAAAAGCUACCUGUGUUCUUAAAAAUGAUGCCCCAAAUGGUUCUGCCUUAACAUUUCAACAAAAAAAAAAGAAAACUGGGUGUUUUGAAGUAGAGGAUGAAAGCGCCAACAGCACAGCCUUCUGUGGGACUUGGACGAAAAAUGGACUCAGUUGAGAACAAAGACAAAAAAGCUGACGUGGGAUUAAAACAACUUCAGGCGCCACCCGAGUUUUCCCUACAUUUGCUACACAUGAAAAUAGCUCUUCUUUCCAGCCUGCCUGUGGAGCUAUUACUCUUCUUGAUAUAUGAAGGGGUUGAGAGCACGUGGUCCCAGACCAGCCCUUUUUCUGUGUGAGAGCUGGAACUGCUCCCUGGUGCUGCUUCUGCCCCUGGGGAACCCAUUGCACCUUAGAGGCCCCCUCCAGCUUUACAUUUUAAAGUGUUUGUAAUGGCAGCUGCAUCUUCACCAGCUUCCUAGAGAACCAAGCAGUUGAAGCUGAUGGAUCACUUGCUACGUGAGCUGGAACUGUGAUCCCAGUUGCCUUGAGCUGGUUGAAGACUCAGGUUAACCCACCAUGCCUCGCUUGUUGCUUCAGUCAUACAGGUCACAGACGAUGGCAUUUCUUGAGGAAUUUGACCAUUACUCUUCCUUGGCCAAGCUCAUGUCAAUCUACCAAGCAACCAACAGGACCACCUUCAACUGGACAGACAGCCGUAUUGUUGAGUGGGAGAAAUUUGCCGAGCUGGCUAAAUACGAGCCGGAAUCCCAGAAACCAACAGUGAAAGCUCUCCUAAUUGUGGCCUACUCGGUCAUCAUCAUCAUGUCUCUCUUUGGGAACAUGCUGGUGUGCCACGUGGUGCUGAAGAACAAGAGGAUGCACUCAGCCACCAGCCUGUUCAUCGUCAACCUGGCGGUGUCGGACAUUAUGAUCACGCUGCUCAACACCCCGUUCACCCUGGUUCGGUUUGUGAACAGCACGUGGAUCUUUGGAAAGGCCAUGUGCCACAUCAGCCGCUUCGUGCAGUACUGCUCCCUCCACGUCUCCACGCUCACCCUGACGGCCAUCGCCCUGGACAGGCACCAGGUCAUCCUGAACCCGCUGAAGCAGAGGAUGUCACUAACAAAAGGAGCGCUGAGCAUCUCUGUUAUCUGGCUGAUGGCAACCUGUUUCUCCCUGCCCCAUGCCAUCUACCAAAAGCUUUUCCAGUAUAACUACAGGGAAGCCACUGUCAGGAGUUUGUGCCUCCCUGAUUUUCCUGAGCCUGCAGAGCUGGUCUGGAAGUAUCUGGACCUGUCUACAUUUCUCCUUCUUUACCUCCUGCCUCUGCUAAUCAUCACGGUCACCUACACGCGCCUGGCCAAGAAGCUGUGGCUCCGCAACGCCAUUGGAGACAUCACCACACAGCAGUACAUCACCCACCACAAGAACAAGAAGAAGAGCAUCAAGAUGCUGAUGCUGGUGGUGGUGGUCUUUGCUGUCUGCUGGUUCCCUCUCAACUGCUACGUGGUGCUCAUCUCCAGCCUAGGCAUCAAGACGAAGAACUCCCUCUAUUUUGCCCUGCACUGGUUCGCCAUGAGCAGCACCUGCUACAACCCUUUCAUCUACUGCUGGCUCAACGAGAGCUUCCGCUCGGAGCUCAAGUCCCUGCUCUGCAUGUGCCAGAAGGUGCCUCAGAUUCAGGACAACAUGCUGCCACCCGUAGUUACAUCCUGCCGCGAGGCAUGGAUGGAGCAGGCCAAGUACAGGAAGGGACCUGCCUCGCAGACCAUUUGCUCCACCAUAAACAUCCAGACGGCCAACACAGACCUGUGAGCCAAAGGGCUGAGUGAGAAGGAACAGGAGAGAGCGGAGGGGAUGUCCUCACUUCCAGGCCACUUGACUCCACUCGGCCACGUCCCUGCACCUCAGGUGUACAAUGCAACAUCUGCAUGAGGAGAAGAGCAGAGCACCACGAGCAGCAGCAGAAAGGAUGAAGCACUUCACUUGGAAACUAACAAUUAUUUGAAUAUGGGAAUUUAAGGCAGCCUGCUGCUGAGUGCAGGGACUGCCCUCUCUCUGUGUAAAGCAAGGUCUGGUUUCUGUUGAAAAACAUUGUUGUGAGUUUUUCAAAAUGUUAAAAGUGUCUCUAAUUAAUGAGCAUCACCUCAUUUAAUUAUUAAGAGAAGCUUACAUUUGCCUUUUCACUGUUCCUUACUCAUCAACUUUUAGUGAAUGGCCCUCAAACUGCCAUGUAUUCCACUUUAUUAAAAUGUUAUUUCUUCCCUGAGGAAA
Molecule: messenger RNA, 2522 nt
Organism: Calidris pugnax (ruff)
Lineage: Eukaryota; Metazoa; Chordata; Aves; Charadriiformes; Scolopacidae
Product: probable G-protein coupled receptor 83
Exons: 6
Coding region: 825-2063 (412 amino acids)
Biological process (GO): neuropeptide signaling pathway
Cellular component (GO): membrane
Molecular function (GO): neuropeptide Y receptor activity
Source: RefSeq, a predicted model, not a curated record